CAGGCCUGCUAGGGAACGAGGCCUGGAACCCUCGAGAGGGGGGGGGAUACAGAUAUAUAAAGCCAAAGAGUGUCCUUUAAUCGCAACCUCAAUCCACUCUUCCCAUCCACACCUAUCAUACCCAUUAAAUCUAUCUGAAUAAGGUCCAUUACUGCACUUACCUGCACUCACCCCCCAAUCACAUCUCGCAUCUCACACAUUUUCAAAACAAGUCAUCAACAUGUUGAACCCGACCUUGAUUGCUACCUUGGUAACUUUGCCUGCCAUCUUUGCGCAGAGCACAAACACUACGGCCUCCGCUGGCACGAACAACACUGGUGCCACGUCCUCUAGCAACACCACCGCUCAGCCCAGCGACUCCACCGCCGCCUCCAGCUCUACCUUUGCUCCCACCAACUUCACGCCUGUCACCGUCAGUGGGACCACCUGUGGAUCCGCCCAGCAAAACCUCAACCAGUGCAUCACUAAGGUCGGCAAGGAUAUUUCUAGCUGCACGGACAACGUGUGCUUGUGCCAGACCUAUGCCAACAUUGCCGCGUGUUACAACGGUUGUGCCGAGCUCGUCGACCAAGGGAAGCAAUACCAAGCCCAAUCAUCCCAGUACUGUUCCGUAGCUGGUGUCAAGCCCAACACCACCGCCACCGUCACUCCUCCCGCCGCAUCCGCUCCGACCACCUCCACAAGCUCCCCCAAUACCUCGCCUGUCCGCACUAACACGACCUCCAACCCUUCAUCUAAUGCGGGCACCUUCUCGGCUUCGAAGGCAGCAGCUGUUCCUGGUGCCAAAGUUUCCACCGCUGGACUCCUCGUCGCGGUCGCCUCCGGUUUAGUGGCACUCUGUCUCUAGGCAGUCUCAGUUGAUCACCAUCUUGGCCAUCUUGCUUUUCCUUCUUUAUGACGACAGCUAAAUGAAUCCGAUGUGGACCUUUACCUAUUCUCUCCUUCCGUACUUUAUUAUCAUCACUUUUUGGAGCGUUCUCUUGACUAUCAGUACGAUGUUUAGCCUACUGCAACUAACUUAAUACUGCACAUCUGUUGCACUUCCAUGCUACAUUUUCUGUUCUUUGCCUCGCUCGGCCUUGGGGUGCUCGCCGAACAGGCUGUCACACCAUCAUGCACCCUGCGCAUGAGGUAUUCACGUUUGCCGUGAGCCCCUGGCAUUAGGCGCUUGUAUGUCGGUAGCAAGAAACUGGAUUGUUCAUGAUCGAUGAGAGUAGUCAAACGAUCCAACGAAAGAAACUGAACAACUCGUCGAACACAAUAACCGACAAUUAACAGAAACAUACAUGGACGCCGAAUAAGUCGGCUAACCUAACCUGAUGGUAGUGAGAAACAAAAACA
Puccinia graminis f. sp. tritici CRL 75-36-700-3 is the source of this 1341-nucleotide messenger RNA. RefSeq lists its product as uncharacterized. The coding region runs from base 221 to 847 and encodes 208 amino acids. The record is from RefSeq and is a predicted model, not a curated record. The transcript has 3 exons. NCBI's taxonomy places the organism in Eukaryota, Fungi, Basidiomycota, Pucciniomycetes, Pucciniales, Pucciniaceae.